AUGAACAUCGCGACCCAAAGCACCAAGAGCCUCGAUGAUCUCCAAUCACAGUUCAACCUCCUGAAACUCAGUCGAUCGAGCUUUGGGCCUGAGCCUAGCCAAUGGCCCAAAACGCUUGCGAUGGGCAGGUACUUCCUGGACAAUAAUAAACGUAAUCUCCUAGGAGACGCUCUGAAGGACACUUUCACGGAAUACGUUCCGACUCUCGAUAGCAGCACGAUGUUCGUUAGCAGAAACCUAAAUUCCAAUCAGGAAUGGUUUGGAAACAGAGUCAACGAGAUGUCUGAUGACACGUUUCAAGCCUUCUGCAACACUUUGAACAGUAAUGUCCUGGAAAAAAUGCAUCAACUCUUUGAAGAUAAAUGGGCCAAAGAGCCAGAGAACACAAGCGCUCGACCGUUCAAGACCCAGAAGAGCGGCACGAUGCAGAAGAAGAAACGAUCACCUGGCGACGUCAAGGCUGCAGUGGUCAGUUGGCCUGACGAGGCUGAUACGGACAUGCAAGAGGUCGGUUCCCGCUCUAUAGGCCAAGGUACAGAUUGCGAUACCUUGCCUCUUCGGACCUUCGGAAUGCCUGUUGUUGAACCCGGAGGCGAGAGAUCUCCCGUUACCCAUGUGCGACAGAUGAGUAUAGCUUCGAUUCUAGAUGAUACGGCAAGAGUCCAUGGGGACAGUCGCACCGUAAAGCUUCAUCAUGGUCCUUCGAUCGGCACCGAGACAGGGACGGGUUCCAAAAGUCUUUCAGAAUAG
Messenger RNA from Kockovaella imperatae, 750 nucleotides. RefSeq lists its product as hypothetical. NCBI's taxonomy places the organism in Eukaryota, Fungi, Basidiomycota, Tremellomycetes, Tremellales, Cuniculitremaceae. Bases 1 to 750 code for a protein of 249 amino acids. The transcript is spliced from 2 exons. The record is from RefSeq and is a predicted model, not a curated record.